Messenger RNA from Heterostelium album PN500, 585 nucleotides. RefSeq lists its product as uncharacterized. Lineage: Eukaryota; Evosea; Eumycetozoa; Acytosteliales; Acytosteliaceae. The transcript has 2 exons. The record is from RefSeq and is a predicted model, not a curated record. Bases 1 to 585 code for a protein of 194 amino acids.
AUGUUUGCUCAAGAUUGUAUUGAUAAAGCCAUGCCAAGCAAUGUAGAGUUAAAGUCAAAUUUAAAGGUGUUGGAUGUUACCUCGGGAAGUGACGUGUUGGCUCUACUCGUGGCGAACAGAUUAAAGUCAAACGGUGGUUCUGUCUACAGAAUGCUCAAACAAGGAGGCUUGGCAACCUUUACAAUGCUGGAGGAGUCGCCUUUCCUCGAUCUGCUCAUCGAAACCUAUGUUGCUACAUUCUCCGCGUUGGGACAGGCUAUCAAAGCUACACCUCAUUCAAUGCAGCAACUGACCGACAUAUCGUUACUCGAGAAGACACUGAGAGCAUCGGGAUUCCUAAACAUUGCCGUGACACAUGUAUCUCAUACAAUCGAGUCUGAAAACAUCGAUAGCUUCCUACAAAACAACAGAAUCAACCCAAUAGUCAAUUACUUUAAGAAUCAACUAGACUCUACUGAGUUGCUAAAUAAGUUUGACACCGUAUUUAGACAACUGCUAGUUGAUAAAUAUUGUUUAGUCGACAAAAAUACCAUUUCAUCUUUGGAGAUUAAGUCAUAUCUAAUAGAAUCAAGAAGAAUUUAUUAA